This is a messenger RNA of Hyaena hyaena (striped hyena), 1926 nucleotides long. RefSeq names its product tripartite motif containing 35 (gene TRIM35). Gene Ontology annotation, biological process: positive regulation of apoptotic process; innate immune response. Lineage: Eukaryota; Metazoa; Chordata; Mammalia; Carnivora; Hyaenidae. Gene Ontology annotation, molecular function: protein binding; zinc ion binding. The coding region runs from base 100 to 1581 and encodes 493 amino acids. The transcript has 6 exons. The record is from RefSeq and is a predicted model, not a curated record.
GAAGGAGUCGGGAGCCGCCCAGCGUGGGUCCUGAAUCCUGAAAGUGGCUGGGAGGGGUGGGAGCCGAAGUUACGCGCUGGGGAGCCGGUGGCCAUAGCUAUGGAGCUGGGCCCCGCCGCGUCCCCCGGGCCUUCCCGCUCCUUCAAGGAGGAGCUGCUCUGUGCCGUCUGCUACGAUCCCUUCCGCGACGCCGUGACUCUGCGCUGCGGCCACAACUUCUGCCGCGGGUGCGUGACCCGCUGUUGGGAGGUGCAGGUGAUGCCCACCUGCCCAGUGUGCAAGGACCGCGCGGCCCUCGCCGACCUGCGCACUAACCACACCCUCAACAACUUGGUAGAGAAGCUGCUGCGAGAGGAGGCCGAGGGCGCGCGCUGGGCGGGCCACCGCUCCCCGCGCCUCUGCCGCCUGCACCGCGGCCAGUUCAGCCUCUUCUGCCUCGACGAUAAGGAGCUGCUGUGCUGCUCGUGCCAGGCCGACCCUCGGCACCAGGGGCACCGCAUACAGCCAGUGAAAGACACCGCCCACGACUUUCGGGCCAAGUGCAGGAACAUGGAGCAUGCACUGCGGGAGAAAGCUAAGGCCUUCUGGGUCAUGCGGCGCUCCUAUGAGGCCAUUGCCAAGCAUAAUCAGGUGGAGGCCACCUGGCUGGAAGGGCGAGUCCGGCAGGAGUUUGGCAAGCUCCGUGAGUUCCUGAGAGUAGAGGAGCAAGCCAUCCUGGAUGCCGUGGCAGAGGAGGCGAGGCAGAAGCAGCGGCUGGCCGAAGAGAAGAUGAAGCGGCUGGCGGAAGACACAGAGGCUCUGGCCCAUGAGAUUGAGCGGCUGCAGGUGGAGAUGAAGGAGGAUGAUGUUUCCUUUCUCAUGAAACACAAAAGCCGAAAACGCCGCCUCUUCUGCACCAUGGAGCCAGAGCCUGUCCAGUCUGGCAUGCUUAUCGACGUCUGCAAGUACCUUGACUCCCUACAGUACCGCGUCUGGAGGAAGAUGGUCACGUCUGUUGAAUCUGUGCCUUUCAGCUUCGAUCCCAAUACUGCGGCCGGCUGGCUCUCUGUGUCCGAUGAUCUCACCAGCGUCACCAACCACGGCUACCGAGUGCAGGUGGAGAACCCGGAGCGCUUUUCGUCGGCGCCCUGCCUGCUGGGCUCCCGUGUCUUCUCGCAGGGCUCCCACACCUGGGAGGUGGACCUGGGGGGCCUGCCAAGCUGGCGGGUGGGCGUGGUGCGGCUGCGCCAGGACUCUGGUGCCGAAGGCCACUCCCACAGCUGCUACCACGACACCCGCUCGGGCUUCUGGUAUGUGUGCCGCACUCAGGGCGUGGAGGGGGACCACUGUGUGACCUCGGACCCGGCCACAUCUCCCCUGGCCCCAGCCAUCCCUCGCCGACUGCGCGUAGAGCUGGAGUGUGAGGAAGGUGAGCUGUCCUUCUAUGACGCAGAGAGCCACUGCCACCUUUAUACCUUCCACGCCCGCUUCGGGGAGGUGCGGCCAUACUUCUACCUGGGGGGCACGCGGGGGGAUGGGGCCCCUGAGCCUCUGCGCAUCUGCCCCCUGCGCAUCACUGUCAAGGAGGAGCUGGAUGGCUGAGGCUGGCCCGGAGCCGGCCGGAUCUGUCUGGGACUCGUUCCAUGGUCCUUCCUGCUUUCUUUCUGUCCUUCCUCAGGCCGUGCUCACCUCAGAACCUCUGAACUGGCUGCCUCUGUGCCAGGAUCUUCCUACCGACCUGUCAGGCCUCCUCCUUCAUUUCUGGUCCCUUCCCCACCCACAGUUGAAAGUGUCCAGGAGACCCCUUACUCCCCAGACCCAGAGCACCUUCAGGAUGUGAAUGUCCUAAAUCCUAAUGCCAGGAUUUCUGGGGAUGACAGUUGCUUCUAAAAUGGGCUUGUUUAAAAAAAAAAAAAAAAAAAAAUUUUUUUUAUGUUUAUUUUUGAG